AUGGUUGCUGUUACGCCAUCCAACAGCCGGCUGAAGCUGACUCCCUCCAAUUCGCCGUAUCUUGGACGUCCUUCAAGAUCCCCAAUGCGCGGCCGACAGCAAGAAUCCUGGCUCUCCUUGCGGAGAGUCGUCGGCACUACCUGCCGUUCGCAGACCGGUUUCGACACCGUGAAUUCUUCCAUUGCUUAUGUUGCUGGGGGAGCUGUCGUGGUCGUCAAUGUCGAAAAUGGAACCUACAGCCAGCAUUUUUACCGAGCUCGUCCUGCUGCUGUUCCUGUCCAUAAUGCCCUCAACAUUCUGCAGAACACCUCGAGCACGCCCACCACCACUACUCCCAAGGCCAAUGAUAGCCGCGGCAGAGUCGCUCCAUCAAAUAGAGACUCCGUCUACGGCUCGCUGGAUUGGGCCGAUUCUCCCACCUCCAAAACCUGGACCAGCAGAGAACGGAUCAAGGCAGCCACCUGUGUUGCCCUCAGCCGAGAUGGCAAAUUUCUUGCCGUAGGCGAAACCGGUUAUGCUCCUCGCGUCCUAAUCUUUAACCUCCAAGAAGCAUCAUCCGAUACACCGCUCGUCUCCAUCAGCGAGCACACCUUUGGUGUAAACGCCGUGGCUUGGUCGGCGGAUUCACGAUAUCUCGCCUCUCUGGGUGCCGCCAAUGAUGGCUUCCUCUACAUCUGGAAGGUUGACCCUCGCACUGGACAAACAAGGCUGUUCCAGCAGAACCGAUGUACUUCGUACAUCCGACACAUGACGUGGAUGGGAAGCAACCUGAUUACACUUGGCGUGCGACAUGUCAAGAUUUGGAGGAUCGAGGACGGGUCUUCUUCUCCGACAAAGAGUCGGCACUUUAAUGACUCUGCUCCUUCUACACCGACAUCUUCCCAGAAAACGCUCCCCGGCCGUAAUGUCCUGUUGGGUGGCCUCCUCGAUGCUACCUUUACCUGCGCUGCCGUGGACGGAAAUCGACUGCUUGUAUGCACCGAAGCUGGCGAUGUUUGCAUCAUGGACGAUGACGAUCGACAAAUGAAGCUUGUCAAGGCGGUCACGUUGAACUUUGCGAUUACGACUAUUACCAUACGUGGAGAUGUUGCCUAUGUUGGAUGUAAAGACGGUUCGUUCGCGACUCUGGAUGUAUCAGCUGUCAUGGACGGCGGAGGUGACGAUUGCGUCUUGACCACGGCGACGGCAGCUACUGGAGUGCUCGCUCUGGGCUUUUUAAACGAUAACCUCGUCACCAUUGACUCAAAACAGUCCAUCGAUAUUUGGUCCCGCGAUCAUCUACCAGGUCAAAAGCAGGACGCAAUCGCUCACAUUCCCAUCCCUGGCCAUGGCGAAUCCAUUAACGGAGUGCAUCCGCUUCGCCGCCCGAAUAAGCCGGAUGCUUCAUUCAUCACGUGGUCUGGCUCAGGCAAUGUGACAUUUUGGGAUACAGAGGGCCGACAGAAGAUGUCGGUAGACGUGCCCAUCGAUGCGGUUGAGAUUGACUCGGAAAUGGGCGUCAGCAACCAAGCCACUUGCGUCGAAACAUUGCGCAACGGCAAGCAGCUUAUCAUCGGAGACCGCCUCGGUAUCUUAAGAAUCUUUGAUGUGGAUACUAAGGAAUUGCUGCUCGACACCAAAGCCCACUCUAUGCACUGUGUUGGUAUUAGCGUCUGCGAGACCCCUAAGAAACUUAUCAUUGCGAGCUGCGGCCGUGACAGGACGGUACAGCUCUUUCACCAGCUGUCCAAUGGGCGGACUGAACAUUUCCAGACACUCGAGUUCAGUGCACGGGUUGUUCAAGUUCUAGUCCCGUCGGAUGACAAAGUCAUUACUUGUUCUCUGGACCGUUCUUUACAGAUUCAUGACCUGGUUACUCGUGAUGGCGAGCCCGACGUCAUUGCAGCGAUCCCAUCCAAGAUCAUCUCUCUCAAAGCAUCACCCACGAGCCUGCUUAUGGGGCCUGACCGGCGCAGCGUCUACAUUUCGCUGUUAGAUCGAUCCGUAUUCCAGUUCGACCUCUUCACUGGACGGCAAGUCUCUUGUUUCAAGUGUACAGAUGAAGGCGGCGUCGAGUCUGCUGUGCUAGAUGGUUUGACCCUUGGUAACUGGCCGGCUCGUGAUCUCGACUUCAUUCUGGGCACUUCCAACACCGAUAAAUCGAUUAGGUUGUAUGAUGCUCGAUCAGGCUUGUUUCUCGACCGUGAAUGGGGGCACACAGAGGCCAUCAACGGAGUGUGCAUCGUGGAGGAUGAUGACGGUUCAAAGAAGGUGGUCAGUGCCGCAUCAGACGGCACUAUCAUGAUUUGGCUGUUGGAUUUUACUGAGUUUUCCCCACGAUCUAUGAGCCGGGAAGUGUCACCCGCAAAAGAAAUCAGCAUCACUGGCAGACCCACGUUGCGAAAGAUCCUCUCUCGAGCCGAGCUUGCCGAGUUCCAGCGCUCGACUCCCAACAGUAACAGACAAAAAUCACCGCCCCGCACUUUACCGCGACGAAGUUCGCGUCUCAAUCUAAAAACCCCUCCUGGUACACUGAACGGACAAGGCAACAGUACAAUCAUUGAAAGUACGCCGUCAAGGCGCAGACCUUCUGAGAGCCAGGGAGCUAGUCCGCCGCCUAGCCCUAAGGGACGCGUCAGUCGCCGACCGUCUUUGCCAGCGAUGGGCGCUGUGGCACGCAAGAAAACCUCGGCAACAAAUCUGCGAGCGCAAAACACGUUGAAUACAGCCACAGAGCAAGCAUGCCGUACAUUGCGAGCAUACCGGCGCAAGCUCUCGUCUGCCGAGCCAAUCACUGCCGAAUGUUUGACAGAGCUGGAUCAAGAACUUCGUCUGACAGCUGCCGCCUUGGGAGACCGCGCCAUUCGUAGCAAGGCUAUGAAUGAAACUGUUCUCAGUGGACUACUGGACCAAUAUUCUGAGCGACUCGUCACAUUGCUUGACGAAAAAUUACGACUCACUACGCCGCCCAAGGACAGAGGGUCGGGCAACCCUAUUGAAGAGCGCUUUGGCAGUGCCGAGAGCAGCUCAAACACAUCAUCAUCGCCAUGA
Molecule: messenger RNA, 3030 nt
Organism: Beauveria bassiana ARSEF 2860
Lineage: Eukaryota; Fungi; Ascomycota; Sordariomycetes; Hypocreales; Cordycipitaceae
Product: WD repeat-containing protein
Exons: 1
Coding region: 1-3030 (1009 amino acids)
Biological process (GO): regulation of mitotic cell cycle; mitotic spindle organization
Cellular component (GO): mitotic spindle
Molecular function (GO): protein binding
Source: RefSeq, a predicted model, not a curated record